Messenger RNA from Mycotypha africana, 444 nucleotides. RefSeq lists its product as uncharacterized. The transcript has 4 exons. Bases 1 to 444 code for a protein of 147 amino acids. The record is from RefSeq and is a predicted model, not a curated record. Lineage: Eukaryota; Fungi; Mucoromycota; Mucoromycetes; Mucorales; Mycotyphaceae.
AUGUCACCACAUUUCUCUGAUUUUAAUAAUGAAGACGUGGUUGUUACGACUGGAGAGCUGGCACGUCAUUCAUCAACAACUGCGGUUAAAAUGAACAAAGAUUUUACAAAAUCUGCGCUUGCGACAAAAGCCCAUUUGAACGCUGCAUUGAAAAGAAUGUCAUACAUUCCCUCCAAAAAGUUAAAAACUACACUUCGUGAAGUUAAAAAAGGUGGAAUUAAGGCAUUGUUAGAAGGAUUUGGCCUAGUGAUAUCAAUGAUCAAAAAUAUUGAAGCGAUGAUCAUUGAGUACAGUAGAACACCUCCUAAUAACAUGCAUGAUAUUAAGAAUGGGAAAAAGAAGAAUAAGAUUGCUGCUAUGAGCAAUAUUGAUGAGUAUAUCUCUGCCGUUAUACAAUUUUCCAAAGAAGAACAAGAAGACGAAGAUGAAGAAGAUGGUGAAUAA